AUGAGCCCAGCUGAGCGACCUGCCCAGCCUAUAGUAGGAGCAGCCGAACAGGCUGCUCCGGAUCAGAUGGCAGCAGGGACCUCAGGGGCGCUGAGGGGCGACUUUGGAGAGGUCGACACUAUUCCCCCAGCCCUGGCUCAAAAAGAUGUUGACGAGCUGGCGGAAAAAUACGAAAUUCCGGCCCAGUUUGAGCCCAGGGCCGCCCGUCCAGGGGAGGUCGCCAGCCGACCUCCCCCUGGCUUCGUGGCGAUCUACAGGGACCAAUUGAUGGCUGGCCUCCGUCUGCCCAUCCCCAACUUCCUCUUCUUCAUUCUUACCUUCUGGGGUAUUCGCAUAACCCAGGUCAUCCCCAACGCUGUUCGCUCUAUCAUAGGCUUUUUCAUCCUCUGCCGAGCACUCGAAAUCCCUUUUUCUCUUGACCUAUUUCGAGCCUUCUUCCAGAUGAAGGUCAGCGGGAAGGUGCCUGGGUGGUUCUACUUCGCCCGACGAAGUGGAACGAAAACCCCCACCCGCGAGGUGUUUACGGGGGCACCUUCCUCCAUCAAGGACUGGAAGCCUCAGUUCUUCUUUGUGAAGAACCUAGGUUUUCCUCCCCUUACCUGGAGAGCAGAGACUCAAGUCUCAGAUCCCAUUCCGUCCCCGCUCCCCGUGUCCGAGCUGAGCCGCCUACUCAGCUCGGACACGAAGCUGGACGUGAAGGAGUUCAGCAAUGGCCAGCUUUGGGCGGCGGGGCUGAUCCGAGCUAGCUCCUCGGAUCCUUCCUUAGAGGAUAGGCCACUCUCGACAGACGAGCUGGACGUCUUGAAGCGGUUUUCCUCACUUCUAUCCAUUGGCGGCAGCAGCAACCCGGGCGCCGCUACUCAGACUCCGUCGGCCAUCCCAGCCAGCUCGGUGCCUGCUCCCGUACCUCAGCCAGCUCCCGCCCAAUCCUCCAAGGCGGUUGAGGCUGGGAAGAAAAAGAAAAAGAAGACCACUGCUAAGAGAGCCAGGGUGGAAACGCCCUCGUCCCCAGCUCGGGAGGAGAGGCCAACACCCGAGCCCGCCCAAAGCGGCCACUACGGCGUGAACACCGUCGAAGAGCAAGCCCGCGCUGAAGCUCCUCCAAACCUGUGGCAACGCCAAAGCUCCCUGCUCUUCGACCCCCAGACGCAGCUGACGACGCACCAACACCCUAUGCACUUCUGCCCCCAGUGGAAGCUAUCCAUAAACGACCGAGCUCAGUUCCCAGACGCAGCUCGGGAGCUUAUCCAGGGCGCCAUCCUUCCACGCGACUUCAACUUGACCAGGCCCAAUGGAGCGGCCAACGAGAAGUUGCUCAGCCAGAACGCAGCAGCUGUGGCCGAAGCUGAAGGCCUGAAGAAGCAGCUCGCGCAAGUCCACACAAACUUCGAGCUAGAACUGAAGAAAAACGCCGAUCUAACCUCACAGCUGAAAGGGGAACAGCAAAAGGCAGCUGGGUUGUCUGCUCAGGCAGAGGCAGCUAGGGCUGAGGGAAGCCAGGAGGGUGUGCGGACCUUCCUGAGGUCCGAGGAGUUCAGGGGCGACCUGGCCAUCCUGAAUACCCCCGUUCUGCAGCACGGGUAUUCCCAGGCCCUGCAGGAAGUGCAGGGGCUAGGGCUACCCGGGUUUGACCUGGGAAACUUUCCCAGCUACAAUCCCCUAGCUGUGGAGCAGCUCGACCGCCUGGUGGAGGGCUAUACGCACGGGCGGAAGCUGGUCGACCUGGUUGCCGACCCCCUGCUGCCAGUGACCACUCCUGAAUCCGAGCAGGAGGAGGAGGAGGGCGAAAACUAG
Coffea eugenioides is the source of this 1794-nucleotide messenger RNA. RefSeq lists its product as uncharacterized. The record is from RefSeq and is a predicted model, not a curated record. Lineage: Eukaryota; Viridiplantae; Streptophyta; Magnoliopsida; Gentianales; Rubiaceae. The transcript has 3 exons. The coding region runs from base 1 to 1794 and encodes 597 amino acids.